This is a messenger RNA of Sinocyclocheilus anshuiensis, 3871 nucleotides long. RefSeq names its product zinc finger protein 585A-like. The transcript is spliced from 5 exons. Gene Ontology annotation, molecular function: DNA-binding transcription factor activity, RNA polymerase II-specific; RNA polymerase II transcription regulatory region sequence-specific DNA binding. Gene Ontology annotation, cellular component: nucleus. Gene Ontology annotation, biological process: regulation of transcription by RNA polymerase II. Bases 166 to 3729 code for a protein of 1187 amino acids. The record is from RefSeq and is a predicted model, not a curated record. NCBI's taxonomy places the organism in Eukaryota, Metazoa, Chordata, Actinopteri, Cypriniformes, Cyprinidae.
UUCGGAUCUUCAUGAACCAGUGUUUUGAAAGCGCCCAUCGCUGCAUUAAUACUGCUUAUAUUUUAAACCAAAUCAGUUUCGAUUGUAGAAUGUCUUUUAGAGAAUAGAACGAAUUAAAACCGACUAACGGGUAGCCUAUUCUGCGAAAUAAACUUGAUCGAUAAGAUGGAGCAGCAUGAAAGCAACCGGACCACAAAAGCACCAGAUGUGAAGACAAAAACCUGCCAGUCGUCACCUAGACAAGAGCAGAAGAAUGAAAGACAGUAUCAGAAUGAACAGAAAGAAGAUUCUGUCACUUGGCAUGAAUGUGGGAUGCAUUUCUUUGAGCAAGAAAGUCUUGAGGAGCACAUGAGAAUUGACACUGAAGAGAAACCAUUCAUCUGCCCUCAAUGUGGAAAAAGUUUCACAGUGAAACAAAAGCUCGAGGCUCAUUUAAGGAUUCACACUGGAGAGAAACCAUUCACUUGCCCUCAGUGUGGAAAAAGUUUCACACAACAAGGUCAGCUUAAUAUUCACAUGAGAAGUCACAGUGGAGAGAAACCUUUCAUCUGUCCUCAGUGUGAUAAGAGUUUCACAUCGAAACAAAGCCUUAAAAUUCACAUGAGAAUUCACACUGGAGAAAAACCUUUUACCUGCCCUCAGUGUGAAAUGAGCUUCACACAGCAAGGAUACCUUAUACGUCACAUAAGAACUCAUACUGGUGAGAAACCUUUCACCUGCCCUCAAUGUGGAAAGAGUUACAAAGUCAAACAAAGCCUCGAGAGUCACUUGAGAGUUCACACUGGAGAAAAGCCGUUCGUCUGCCCUCAGUGUGGAAAAGGUUUCACAGCAAAACAGUGUCUUAAAAGUCACAUGAGCAUUCACAUUGGAGAGAAACCUUUCACCUGCUCCAUCUGUGGGAUGAGCUUCACACAACAUCAAAGUCUUAAACGUCACAUGUGCACUCACACUGGAGAGAAGCCUUUCAUUUGCCCUGAAUGUGGAAAGAGUUUUGCUGUGAAACAAAGCCUUGAGAGUCACAUGAGAAUUCACACCGGAGAGAGACCUUUCAUCUGCUCUGAAUGUGGAAAGAGUUGCACAGUAAAACAAAACCUGGAGAGUCACAUGAGAAUUCACACUGGAGUGAAGCCUUUCUCCUGCCCUCAGUGUGGAAAGAGAUUCACAGUGAAACAAAGCCUCGAGAGCCACAUGACCAUUCACACUGGAGAGAAGCCUUUCACCUGCUCCGAGUGUGGAAAGAGUUUCACAAUGAAGCAAAAGCUUGAGAGACACAUGAAAAUUCACACUGAAGAGAAGCUUUACAUCUGCCCUUUAUGUGGGAACAGUUUCACAAUGAAAACCAACCUUGAGAGACACAUGAAAAUUCACACUGAAGAGAAGCCUUUCACCUGCUUUGUGUGUGGAAAGAGUUUUAGAAUAAAACAAAACCUUGAUAGUCACAUGAGAGUUCACACUGGGCUGAAGCCCUUCAUCUGCUGUGAAUGUGGGAAAAGUUUCACUGUGAAACAAAGCCUUGAGAGUCACAUGAAACUUCACAAUGAAGCAACGGCGUUCACCUGCUCCGAGUGUGGAAAGAGUUUCACAGUGAAACAAAACCUUGAGAAUCACAUGAGAAUUCACACUGGAGAAAAGCCUUUCGCCUGCCCUCAGUGUGGAAAGAGUUUCACACAACACGUACACCUUAAACGCCACAUGAGAAUUCAUUUUGACAGAGUCGGGGAAUCUUCUCUGCUGUCUCCUGUGUACACCAUCCAUCCAGAUGAAGUGAUAGCAGUCAUAGCGUACCAGGACGCACACCAGCUGUCGGAGGAGAGUGAUCAGGCAAUCUAUGGAAUAAACGGGAUCGAACAUUUCCUGGUGAUAAAGAUGGAGAGUCGUGAAAACAAUCAGACCGCAGAAACACCAGAUGUGCAGACGAAAACCUGCCAGUCCUCACCUAUGCAAGAGCAGAAGAAUAAAACCGAUGAUCAGAUUGAACUGAAAGAAGAUUUUUUCACUUGCCAUGAAUGUGGGAUGGAUUUCUUUGAGCAAGCAAGUCUUGAGCAGCACAUGAGAAUUCACACAGAAGAGAAACCGUUCAUCUGCCCUCAGUGUGGAAAGAGUUUCACAGUGCAACACAGGCUUGAGGCUCAUUUAAGAAUUCACACUGGAGAGAAACCAUUCAGUUGCUCAGAGUGUGGAAAGUGUUUCACACAACAAGGUCAGAUUAAAAGUCACAUGAGAAGUCACACUGGAGAGAAACCUUUCACUUGCCCUCAAUGUCAAACUAGUUUCACAUCGAAACAAAGCCUUAAAAGUCACAUUAGAAUUCACACUGGAGAGAAACCUUUCACCUGCUCUGAGUGUGGAAAGAGCUUCAUAACACAAGGAUACCUUAAACGUCACAUAAGAACUCAUACUGGUGAGAAGCCUUUCACUUGUCGUCAAUGUGGAAAGAGUUACAAAGUGCAAGAAAGCCUUGAGAGUCACGUAAGAGUUCACACCGGAGAGAGGCCAUUCGUCUGCCCUCAGUGUGGAAAGGGUUUCACAGCAAAACAGUGUCUUAAAAGUCACAUGAGCAUUCACAUUGGAGAGAAACCUUUCACCUGCUCCAUCUGUGGGAUGAGCUUCACACAACAUCAAAGUCUUAAACGUCACAUGUGCACUCACACUGGAGAGAAGCCUUUCAUUUGCCCUGAAUGUGGAAAGAGUUACACAAUAAAACAACGCCUUGACAUUCACAUGAGAAUUCACUCGGGAGAGAGACCCUUUUCCUGCUCUCAGUGUAGAAAGAAUUUCACAGUAAAACUUAACCUUGAUAGACAUAUGAGAAUUCACACUGGAGUGAAGCCUUUCUCCUGCUCUCAGUGUGGAAAGAGAUUCACAGUGAAACAAAGCCUCGAGAGUCACAUGACCAUUCACACUGGAAAGAAGCCUUUCACCUGCUCCGAGUGUGGAAAGGGUUUCACGAGUAAACCUAAGCUUAGUUAUCACAUGAGAAAUCACUCAGGAGAGAGGCCUUUUAUAUGUUCUAAGUGUGCAAAAAGUUUCACAGUGAAACAAAACCUUGAUAUUCACAUGAGAAUUCACUCUGGAGAGAAACCCUUUUCCUGCUCUCAGUGUGGAAAAAGUUUCACAAUGAAACAAAACCUUGACAUUCACAUGAGAAGUCACACUGAUGAGAAGCCUUUCACCUGCUCUCAAUGUGGAAAGAGUUACAAAGUGCAGCAAAGCCUUGAGAGUCACUUGAGAGUUCACACUGGAGAGAACCCUUUCACUUGCUCCGAGUGUGGAAAGAGUUUCACAGUGAAACAAAGCCUUAUGAAUCACAUGAGAGUUCACACUGGAGAGAAACCUUUCACUUGCUCCGAGUGUGGAAAGAGUUUCACAGUGAAACAAAGCCUUAUGAAUCACAUGAGAGUUCACACUGGAGAGAAACCUUUCACUUGCUCCGAGUGUGGAAAGAGUUUCACAGUGAAACAAAGCCUUAUGAAUCACAUGAGAGUUCACACUGGAGAGAAACCUUUCACUUGCUCCGAGUGUGGAAAGAGUUUCACAGUGAAACAAAGCCUUAUGAAUCACAUGAGAAUUCACACUGGAGAGAGGCCUUUCACCUGCCCUCAGUGUCCGAAGAGCUUCAUACAACAUAAACAUCUUAAACGUCACAUAAAAACUCACACUGGAGAGAAGCUUAUUGAUAGAGUGGGGGAAAUCUCUGCUGUCACCUGUGUGCAGCAUCAAUCCAAAUGAAGUGAUGGCAGUCAUAGCGUACUAGUACAUCCGCCAGCUAUCAGAGGAGAGUGAUGUAGUCAGUUUGUUUGAUUAGGAGACCAGGACCAGUGUUGGGCAAGUUACUCUGAAAAUGUAAUCAAAUUACUGAUUACUCCUUUUA